AAUCCUUCAUCUUCUUCCAUUUUCUAUAUUCAUUUUAUACUCCUUUGCACCUUCUUCUCAUCAUUGGAAUCGAUUUGGAGUAAAACCCACUCUUUUUUUUUUUCUGUUCUUCUCUUCCUCUCUUGAAACCCUCGAUUAAUCUAUGUGCUUUGACGCCCAUCUGUUUGAUUAAAUUUGAGGGUUUUUCUUUUUCUUUUUCUUUUUCUUUGUUCUUUUUUACUCGAUUCCUAUGGCUUUGCUUUCGAUUUUGGCGGAGAUUUUGGGGAGACCCAGAAUUGCUGAUGUGCUUAGCGAGCUUAUGAUCUUGAUUGCUCCUCUUUGGAUUGCGGUUAUUGUUGGGGUUUUGGUGGGGUGGACUUGGAAACCGAAAUGGGCUAAUUUGGGAAGAGAAAUGUUGGAUUCUUCAGUUUCCGAUGAUUCUAAGUCGACAUCAACUUCUUUUUCAUUGUUGGGAUCAUUUCCGAGCUUCAAUUCCUUGAAUUUUCAGAUGCCCAGCUGCAUACUUAGCUCCUUCGAUGGAAAAGAUGAGAAGGAAGCUUCCUCCCCGCCGUCAAGUUCUGAGUCUGAUUCCAGGUUUUCGACAGGAAUUGAAGGAGAAAUUUUGAGAGUUGUGAAUGAAGAUGAUUUGGAGUACAUAUGUAAGCUAGUUGAAGAGAAAGAUGGAGGACCUGCGUGGAUUAAAAUGAUGGAUCGCUCUACUUCAAAUAUGAGUUAUCAAGCAUGGAGAAGAGAUCCUGAGACUGGACCUCCACAAUAUAGAAGUAGAACAGUGUAUGAAAAUGCGACUCCAGAGAUUGUGAGGGAUUUCUUUUGGGAUGAUGAUUUUCGAUCAAAAUGGGAUGACAUGCUUAUAUCUGCUACAACUUUGGCAGAAUGCCCAACAACAGGAACCAUGGUAGUUCAUUGGGUGCGCAAGUUUCCUUUCUUCUGUAGUGACAGAGAGUAUAUAAUUGGGCGACGAAUUUGGGAAGCAGGACGAUCAUAUUACUGUGUCACAAAGAGUGUACCAUGUUCCUCUGUACCAAGACGCAACAAGCCAAGACGGGUUGAUUUGUACUAUUCAAGCUGGUGCAUUCGUGCAGUUGAAUCGAAAAAGGGGGAUGGACAGCUAUCCGCCUGCGAGGUUAUACUGUUUCACUAUGAAGAUAUGGGCAUUCCUUGGGAAAUUGCUAAGCUCGGAGUUCGGCAGGGAAUGUGGGGAACUGUUCAAAAGAUCGAUCCUGGGCUACGAGCUUAUCAAAAAGAGAGAGCAUCGAGUUCCGCCAUACCACACUGCGCCUUCAUGGCUCAGAUCAAUACUAAAGUUAAUGUAGACUACUUGAGAUCCCUAGAAAACAGCUCUCAUAAUGAUUCAUUGGAGGAUCGAAGCAGUUCAAGGUCAUCAGAAAAACCAGUUGGGAAGAACUUUCCCAAACUGCUUGUGGUUGGUGGAGCUAUUGCUUUAGCCUGUACUAUUGACCGUGGACUAUUAACAAAGGCAGUCAUAUUUGGAAUUGGUAGACGGUUUGCCAAGAUUGGGAGAAGAUUGUGAACUGAUGCUAGCAGGCUCAAGUUUUUUUUCCCUGGUCACAAUGCCUAUACAUAACAACCUGCUUAUUUGCAAUAGUUUUUUGUUUAUAUUUUUCAUUCGUGUUUGUCCCGGAUAGAAAGAGAAUAUAAUGUCAAUACCACCUAGGUGGACGGGAACAAAACUCGACUUUAUCGAGGCGUAGAAAUGAAAUGUCUUUAAGCAGCGAGGAGAAUGUGUAGGCUCUUAACUUUGUGCAUCAUUCUUCUCUUCAUCCUUCAGUGAAGAUGAUAAUGGUAGAUGUGGAUAUCAGUUGGUUUGUGAAUA
Messenger RNA from Benincasa hispida (wax gourd), 1834 nucleotides. RefSeq names its product Polyketide cyclase/dehydrase and lipid transport superfamily protein (gene CP5). The record is from RefSeq and is a predicted model, not a curated record. NCBI's taxonomy places the organism in Eukaryota, Viridiplantae, Streptophyta, Magnoliopsida, Cucurbitales, Cucurbitaceae. Gene Ontology annotation, molecular function: lipid binding.